CAGACACAAUUUUCCCCAGCCAACACGCAAAAGCCUUUUCGCCAAAGUAUACAUAGUAUGUCACCUUUACGGUUGGAGUACUUCAUUUUUGAACAGGCAUUACGCCAGCAACCCUAACCAGAGUGGGCCUUCUUCGUUGCAGGCGCUCGAACGAGCCACUAAAAAAAAAACACCAAAUUCGAUUGUUUAUUUUUGUUCGUGGUUUGUUUACGUUUUUCUUUUUUUGUGCCAAUAACAUGGCUUCCACCGCGUUGCUCUCGCCCAUGGUGGAUUACUACAACGACGAAGAGGAACUCGACAGCGUGGAGGACGACGACGACCGCAGCUUCAGAGGCAGAGACUCGGAAGAAGACACUGAGGACGCCAGCGAAACAGACCUCGCCAAGCACGAUGAGGACGACUAUGUGGAGAUCAAGGAACAAAUGUACCAGGACAAGCUGGCCUCCUUAAAAAGACAACUGCAGCAAUUACAAGAAGGCACACUGCAGGAGUAUCAGAAGAGGAUGAAGAAGUUAGACCAGCAGUAUAAAGAGAGACUCCGCAAUGCAGAUCUCUUUCUGAAGCUUGAGACGGAUCAGGUGGAGAGAAACUACAACAAGGAGAAGAAGGCGGCGGUGAAGGAGUUUGACGACAAGAAGGUGGAACUGAAGGAAAACCUCAUCGCCGAGCUGGAGGAGAAGAAGAAGAUGAUCGAGAACGAAAAGCUAACCAUGGAGCUAACAGGCGAUUCCAUGGAGGUGAAACCCAUCAUGACCCGGAAGCUGAGGCGGCGACCCAACGACCCGGUGCCCAUUCCUGACAAACGAAGAAAGCCUGCACCUGCGCAGUUAAACUACCUUCUCACGGACGAUCAGAUCAUGGAAGACCUAAGAACGUUAAAUAAGCUCAAGUCACCAAAGCGACCAGGUGUGUCGGCGCUCACGCCAACGUCAUUGAUUGCUCAAACUUCUUCAGUGUCCCCUUCGUCGCCGGAGCACAUCCCCUCCGCGCCCAUGGAGUACCCGUCCCAGCGCUUCGAGGCCCGCAUCGAGGAGGGCCGCCUGUACUACGACAAAAGAUGGUACCACAAGAGCCAGGCCAUCUACCUGGAGUCCAAAGACAACACCAAGAUCAGCUGUGUCAUCAGCUCAGUGGGCACCAACGAGAUUUGGGUGAGGAAGACCAGCGACAGCACAAAGAUGAGGAUAUACUUGGGGCAGCUGCAAAGGGGAGCCUUCGUUAUCCGGCGACGGUCAGCGGUGUGAAACACGAGGCCUUCACCAAACUGUACAUUGAAACCCGACCCCUAGCUGGACAUUUGUAUACGACCCCUGACUGUACAUUUAUAUCCCCCCCCCCCCCCCCCCCACACACACACACCUGUACAUUUGUCUGACACACGUCUCAUCUGCUUUUAUUAGUUUGUUCUUCAAAAUAAAUUGAAUUCCGUUGCCAUUAUGUUACAACAUGCUUUUAUGGACCUCAUUUAUGUUUGACACAUUAGUCAUGAUUUAAGGGAACAUAGAACAUCUAUAAGUGACAGACUGAUAGCGCAUCAUUUUUUAAGACGUGUAGCGAAACCAGGC
Molecule: messenger RNA, 1565 nt
Organism: Entelurus aequoreus (snake pipefish)
Lineage: Eukaryota; Metazoa; Chordata; Actinopteri; Syngnathiformes; Syngnathidae
Gene: suds3
Product: SDS3 homolog, SIN3A corepressor complex component
Exons: 12
Coding region: 237-1244 (335 amino acids)
Biological process (GO): negative regulation of transcription by RNA polymerase II
Cellular component (GO): Sin3-type complex
Molecular function (GO): histone deacetylase binding
Source: RefSeq, a predicted model, not a curated record